Morone saxatilis (striped sea-bass) is the source of this 3984-nucleotide messenger RNA. RefSeq names its product NUAK family SNF1-like kinase 1. Gene Ontology annotation, cellular component: cytoplasm. Gene Ontology annotation, biological process: intracellular signal transduction; protein phosphorylation; microtubule cytoskeleton organization. NCBI's taxonomy places the organism in Eukaryota, Metazoa, Chordata, Actinopteri, Moronidae. The coding region runs from base 248 to 2374 and encodes 708 amino acids. Gene Ontology annotation, molecular function: ATP binding; protein serine/threonine kinase activity; tau-protein kinase activity. The transcript is spliced from 7 exons. The record is from RefSeq and is a predicted model, not a curated record.
GUGUGUUUGAGGAGAGGGCGAGAGAGGAGAGCACAGCCGCUGCUCAAAUGGCUGGAACUGGUUGUUUGAAUUUGCUGAUUUUUAUGCCAUUAGACUAGUUUGUGGCUUUGAUAGCGGCCUAUAUAUGGGCGACUUCUCGGUCACUAACGAGCUCUUUAGCCAGCUUUUAGUUCAGAGAUCAAAGUAAUUGGGGGAUCGAGUCCCAGUGAAGGCUGCGUCUGACAGGUGCGCACAGUGCGCAGAGAGGAUGGGCAGACGUGAGGCAGACAGCAGAAGCGCAAUGAACACCAGCCACCAAUCCGAGCUCGGUUGUCUGCAGGACGCGGCAUCCAGCGACCACCGUGCCGGCGAGGAGUCCCCGAGACCGGGCAGCCGCCGUCCCUGCAGCACGGACAAGCGCCAGAGAAACCCAGACAUGGAGGCGGUGGGCCGGGCACCGACCGCCACAGCGGCGAUGGAAGUGAAGAAGCACCUGCACAAACACAACUUGAAAAGCCGCUACGAGGUGAUGGAGACUCUGGGGAAAGGCACGUACGGCAAAGUGAAGAAGGCGGUAGAGAGAGCAAGCCUGAAGACAGUGGCGAUCAAGUCAAUCCGUAAGGAGCGCAUCACUGAGGACCUGGACAGAAUUCACAUCCAGAGAGAGAUUGAGAUCACUGCCAGGCUCAGGCACUCCAACAUCAUACGCUUCCAUGAGGUGUUUGAGAGCCGGGAUAAGAUUGUGAUAGUGAUGGAGUACGCCAGCAGGGGAGAGCUGUACGAUUACAUCCAGGAGAGGAGGCGACUGCCAGAAACAGAAGCCAGAAGCAUCUUCAGACAGAUCACAUCUGCUGUCCACUACUGCCACAAGAACGGUGUUGUGCAUCGAGACCUCAAGCUGGAGAACAUCCUUUUAGAUCAAGAAUUGAAUGUAAAGCUGGCUGACUUUGGCCUUUCCAAUCACUUCCAGAGGGGUACUCUGCUGCAGACCUACUGUGGAAGUCCACUCUAUGCUGCCCCAGAGAUAGUGAAAGGACUGCCCUACCAGGGACCAGAGGUGGACUGCUGGGCGCUGGGGGUGUUGCUAUAUGCCCUGGUCUACAGCAGUAUGCCAUUUGAUGGAGCCAGUCACACAACGCUCACAGAGCAGAUCAGCCAAGGUCGCUACCGCAGACCCAAUCCCCCCUCAGACGCCUGUGCUCUUAUCGACUGGUUGUUGACGGUGCGUGUGGACGAGAGGGCUACGAUAGAGGACGUGGCCAACCACUGGUGGGUGAACUGGGGUUUUGAAGAGAGUGUUUGUGACUGCCCUUCAUCUCCACACCCAGAAUGCCCCUCCCCACUGCUGGCUCGCUACAUCGACUGGCAGAAUAGGGUGGCAGCUAGCAGCAACAUGACUGUCGACCCAGGGUGCCUAUCCUCAGACCCUUCCUGUCCACCUCAGCUCUCUCCCCACCCCUUUUUCUUCAGCUUACCUGUGAAGAGUGACCGUGGAGCAGGAGGAGGAAGGGUACGCGGAGGAAUGUCAAGCCUCAGGAAGUCACGCAAGGAGAAUGCAAUUCCCCAGACUCCAGUGGGAGCUUGUGGUGGUGUCUGUGCAACAGCUGCCUCGUCUGCUGUGAUUUCCGCCACUUCCACCACUGAAAGAAAGAAACCUAAAGGUAUUUUGAAACCCCAGAGGAGUUUUGACUCAGUCUUUCACAGUCCUCCUAAAGAAAAGUCUCCCACCCAACCGUGUAACGCUGCUCCUCAGACUUAUCGAACACACACACUUGCCCACACACAUGCUGAUGUCAUGUCCACUAGUCUGCCACCUCCCUCUACAUUCAGUCAGCCCUCAUCCAAAAUGCCAAAGAAGGGGAUACUAAAGAACUUGUAUGGAGGAGAGUCGGGUUAUGGCUCAUCCUCAGAAAGAAUAAUCUCUGGAGCGGGAGUUAAAGAGAGGGAUGCAGGUGAUUUGUGCUCCCACAAACAGCAUACUUGUCUCCCAGCGGCAGAAGACAGCCCCACAAUGCGCACAGAGGCAGUAAGAAGACGGAAGGGUAUUCUGAAGCGUAAUGGCAAGUUCUCUCGCAGUCUGGAUCUUCCUGAUGACCACCACUCAUCUCCCUCUUCAGCCCCUACAAUAUUCCCAGAGGCUUUACAGCAGCUCCUCCAGGCAACAGGGGGUGCAGAGGGCCGCCGCAGCCGCCCCUCCAGUGUGGUGAGCGAGGAUAGCCUCUUCUCCUCCGAUUCCUUUGACCUGCUAGACCUCAGUGCCCAAUCACGCCGUAGGAUUUUCUCCCGGGGGAUGCAGCACAGUGCCUGCAGCUCUGAGGAGGACCUGGAGCUUCUUAGAGCUGAGGCGGACAGGGUUGGUGGAAACAGAGAAGGACAAAAGGAAAUGCUCACAUAAGCCUAAGGAAUGACCGACAAAUCCAUGUGGUGGAAAAUUUGGCUGAACACCAGUUAUUUAGUUCAAGUUUCUGUGAUAAUCACUGCCUGCCAUCUUGAAAAGACUUCACUGAACUCUGGAAAGGUUGCAUAUCGAGUAUGUGGACUCUACUGUGCAUUGUACUGUCAGUGUAAAGCACCAUUUUUUGGUAUAUUUGUCUGUAUUAAAUGAUAAACUAAAACUGUAUUCAUUGCCAUUUAAAUUAUGCGAGGCAGCACAUUGAGAGAUGAGACAAGUGACACCUGAAGGGAAUCCAAUAUCUGCCAAAUUGCAGAGAUGGGACCUGAAUGUGGCAGAAUGUACAGUCCAUUUAAUGAAUUCACUCUGACCUCACCUGCACAAUAUCCUUUUACAGCAGAUUUCUGUUCAGAUGUUCCUUGAAAAUCUGGAGUCUGGGCUGUAAUCUGGUAAAGUUAGCACUGUAGGUUUUUGGAAACCAUCUCGGGCAAUCUUGGAUAUGUGAUUCCAUGUUUGUGUCAACACUGACAAUAAACUGGAAUACAUUUAAGUGUGUUUCCAUCCACCUGCUCAUAUGGCCAUUUUGCACAUAAUAACCUGGUAAAAAUGCAAAAAACUUUUUGUUUUACAUUUAACUGAUGUGAAAAAGUUGGUAUAUCAAUUAAAAGUAAAAAGACAAGUUGCAUUAGAAACAGACUUAAUGAAUAAACCCUGAUGUGUGAAACGGAAACAUCAGAUGUUUGUGGAGUGAGGAGACUGUACCAUUCCUCACAUUAAUUAUACACGACACAAACAUUGCCGCAUUUCCAUCAUUGCUUUCCACUGUUUGAGGUUUGACUUGCACUCUUCUUCUGCAAUGGUUUUAAUGGCACCAGACUGGAGAAUUAGAAUCGUUUAGCUUGAUGCGCUCAACUCCUAAUAUUCACAUAAUGCUAGUCGAUGGAAACACAUUUUCUGGAAAUUCUGUUUAAAGUUUGUGCUAAUUUGGAUUGAAACCUGACUAAAGACAGCUCCAUUGUGAGGAUAAAUUCUGCUAAACUGAACUGAAAGUACUUCACGGUAACACUUUAUUUUACCCUAUUUUAUGAGCUCUAUAUAAAUAUAUUAAUAAAUGGCUUAUAACUCACUUAAAUGUAGUUGUAGCUAUUCAUCAACAAUUAUAACUAGCCUCCACUUAUUAUGAGUGGUAAGUAUUUAUUAAAUAAAUUAAAUUAAAUUUAUUAAAAUAAAUGCUUAUAUCUGCUUACAACUACAAUAUAGUGUGCUAUGAACCAUUAAUUAAGUGGUAAUAUACUGCCUAUGCAUGAUAAAUAUAGGUGAAGUUAAAGUAAAGUGUUACCUACUGUAUUGUAUCACAUGUUACUGAGUAUAUUUGUAUUACACAGUAAUGUACUGUGCACAAUUUGCUCCUUUGCACCAACAGACACUGUAAAUAGCAGAUGGAUCACAUUGCUUUUUACCGUGACACCACCAAUGCUGCUGUGGAGAUUUAAAGAAGUGAUGUAUGCAGUAGAUGUAAUUUCUCUGUCAUUUUCAUACUGUGAGAAAAUAAUUCUGUUAACUUUGUUCAAGCAUUUCAUACUUUUUUUUGAAAAAUGUAAUAAAUUAUGUGA